ACCCAAAUUGACGCAAGUUGCGUUCGGUCAGACAUAGUAUGCGUUCCCUCUCAGGUCUGAUCCGGAUUGCAUUCACAACCCAUCAUUAAACCCGAACCAACUCCAGAUCCAUCAUAAAAACCCGAUUCCAAACCCACUAAAACACAAAUCUCAAUCAACUUUUCACAUUUACCGUGCCAAUUCACUGCCUCUUUCCCAAAUCUUUCUCCACUAUUUUCAUCUUUUUCAUCUUAACCCUCAAGAACCCUAACCCUUUCAUCUCUCAUAACUCACUCAAUUCUCCACCAAAUCAAGUCGUUCUUGGGUCUAACCUCACUAUUUUCUCGAGAGGAUUACAUUGCACCGAUUAUUUUCGCGAAAAUCUUCACGAUUUGUGGAGAUUUGUGGACACAUUGGGUCCGAAAAUUGGGGUUUCUGCUAGGUUUCAAGUUUUAAAGAUAUUUCUUGUCUAGCUCCUUGUUUAUUCAUCAUCUAAGGUGAAAAUGGGGAGAUCAAAGGAACUGCCUGGUGGUAAAGGGAAGAAGAAAGCUGAAGCCUUGUCAGCUAGGGUGUCAAAACGGCGUAAGAAACCCACAGUUAUCGAACAUAGUGACCCCGGAGAUUCUGAUUUUGAUCCCAUGGAUGAGGGAAAUGAGACAAAUCAAAGAGCUCAAGAAGGAGAAGAGGGUAAUCAUGAGCUAGAGUUGGUGUUUGAGGCAGAUGGUUUGCCUAGAUGGAAAAAGUCAGAAAGGUUGUCAAGGUUCCCUGAAGAGUGGCGGGCCCCGUUAUAUAAAAAGAAGAUUGCAAAAAGUAAGCAAGGUCGAAAAAAAUUGUUCUUAUGUGAAAGGAAGGUUAAUCUUGAGGAGUUUGGUAGGUUCGGUGUUACCGAGUGUUUUGAUAGGUUGGGGUGGCGUGAGUUUCUAGAUUUCAACUAUGAAGGAAAGCAAGAGGUGUAUAUGGAUGAAAUUUUGGAAUGGAUGUCCACGUUGGAGAAAAAAGAAAAUGGUUCGCCUGACAAAACAGAAUUAGUAGGAUUUGUGAACGGAAAAAAAGUGGUGCUAUCUUUCGCUAUACUUAGGAAAUAUGCAAAGUAUGAUACGAGGGCUACUAAUGGUGACCCUUAUGAAUUCCCAUCCGAUGACACCUUGGCAGUCGAAGAGGCAAAAGAGGAGAAGUGGAUAUCAAUGAUAAAGAAGUUGUUUGAUGUACCUUUCGACACUGAUAUCCCUUCGUGGCCAUUGUGGAAAGAGAAUUUGCAUGUUUUCCCUAGGUUGUUGCACAGCUUUGUGAUAGCCAACGUGAUGCCGCGCACCAGUGACACGGACAGGGUGCGUUUGUAUGAGGUGAUGAUUUUGUAUGCUUUGAUAACGGGUUCUCCCAAAUUGUCGGCUCGACAUUUAAUUAUGUACAACAUUUGGGAGUCGAGGGAGAGGCAAGCUAAGAAAACAAUCCCACAUUGUAGAUUGUUAUCAAAGAUGCUACUGAAGCAGGGGGCGAUCCAAAUGGGAGUGAGGGGAGAGAAAGUACCACAAAACCCAAUUAAGAUGAGUACAUUUUGUCGGAAUUCGUUGUGGACGUACGAGUUGAGAAGGAAGAUGCACAGGUUAAAGGUUGAUAGGACGGAUCAGUUUCUUGAGGCCCCGAGAUCGGAUGUUGAAGAUGAGGAGGAAGAGUCAGAAGAAGAGCAAGUUGGGGGACGAAAAGGUAGGAUACAGGUUAUGCCUGAACCUGUUGUGACAGGUUUCCCUCCCGAGUUACAUGGGUCAUUGUACUACAAACAUCUUCAUGAAGUGAUGACUCAAGCUCGACCAGAUGAGUUCUUUAGCUGGGAAAAAAGUACUCGAUUGAUGUAUGAUAGGCAAACCCAGGGGUUAGAAGAGGACCGCGUGUUUAGGAAGGCUAUGAUGUAUCAAUUAGAGAAUUUCAGAAAUCAAAACUGGCUACAUCAAGAAAAUAUUAGGCAUGACCAUGAUUAUGCACGUGGAUGGGAAUACACAGAGAGGCCGAUGCCCCGAGAUUGGAAGGAUCCUGAGAUGUUCCCUUAUGAGGUAACACAACAGAUGCCUCGAUACCCACAGUCUAUGCCAUCUGAGUGGGUGCCACCACACCCACCUGCGCCACCUGAGCAGGGAUCCAGUUCGUCUAGCUCUACAGAUCCACAUGGGGUAGUGGCUCUUAUUAGGGACAUGUAUCAGUGUACCUUUGGGCCGCCUUAUCCCCCGCCUCCAUAUGAUGGGUAGAUCACUCGCUGAUCGGAGUUGCACUCACGAUCAGGUCCAUGUGUUCUUUUACAUAUAUCUUAUUGCAUGGUCAUGAUUAUACUGUGUGGGUGUGAUUUGAACUCCUUGUACUUUUGCAUCUUUGCUUUGUUUGCUUGUGUUUAUUUAUUUUUAUUUUUAUUUUUUGUGUGUUUAAUUUUGGUGGUGUUGAAAAACAAUGUUAGGGAAUGUUAUGUUAUUUAGUUAAUGGUUGUUGGGGGUGAAUCUUGGAAUAGAAAUGUUGGGCUUAAUUGGUUAAACUCCUUGUUCUCAUAUGUGCCAUUAAAAACACUAUACAUUGGGGACAAUGUAUCUCAAGUGUGGGGAUGAGGAGAAUAAAAAAAAAUGAUCUUCAAAAAAAAAAAAAAAAAAAAAAGGAAAUUUUGCCCUUAAGUAACUCAACCAAAACUUGAAAACCAACGAGCACCAUUAACUGUUUACCUUCCGGAGCAUAGAUGUUGGUCUUUAGUCAUGGUCAUAAACUCUUUAAGUUCCUUGAUAAAGUCUUUUCAGUGAGAGUUUUUGAGAAAAAUUUAUAGAAUUGCCUAGCUAGGAAUAACAAGUUGUAAAGUAACACAUGUGUCACAUCGGUAACCCAAUCCUUUUUGUUUGUGAGAUCUUGAGCCUUUUCUUGAAUAUUUAUACAUAUUUGCUUAUUUGCAUUUAUUGAUUGUUUGAGAGUAGGCCUAUACAUUGCUUUGUUUGAGAACUUGACUGAUUUGAUGCAUGCCGAAACCACGAACUGAAUGCUUGCACAUAGAUGAUAAAGGCUUUUUAGGACAUCCUUCCACCUUACCAUUAAAAAAAAAAAAAAAAAAAAAAAAAAAAAAAAAAAAAAAACUCCACUUUAGUAGCCAUUUCUGUACCAUCUAUCUAUCUAUUUCUUAACCCAUUCAUCAUCAUAUCGCCCAAACCCACAAUCCAUGUAUGUUAUCCAUGUUCAUAAAAAAAAAAAAAAAAAAGAAGAAGAAGAACGGUUGUGAAAAGCAAUAAAGUUAUGGGUCAUAGUUACCCAUUUAUAGUCAUUUGUAGAAAUAAAUAAGGAUAUGUAGCUGGAUUCGUGUUUCUUACCUUAAACCACCAUUCUUCCAUAUCAUUAGCCAUAACCCAAAACUCAAAACCCAUAAAGUCCUUUGGAUAUGUGCAUCAUUCGUGUUAGUUGGUGAAAGUGUGAUUGUUUGUCAAGCAUAUUAAAACAAGCUUUGUAUUUUGGUCAUAGAGUGAAUAAAUACUAGUGCACACUUGCUAGUUUUCCUUUGAUUUCAAACCGAGAGGAGAGAACAAUUGUGAGGGGUGUGAACACUUGUGAAACUUGAAGAUUAGUUAAACUUAGUUGGGCAAUUGCUUUGUUUAAUAAAUGUUGCAUCAUUUUACUCACUGAAAUAGAAAUCUAUUGAUAGGCGUAAGUCUUGUGAGUUAGGGUAUGACUAUUGACCAUGUCUGAGAACUAGUAAGGGAAUGGGAAAUGCGUUGCUUUUAAUGGUUGGAUGGUAAUGAACGAGUUUGCUUGAGGGCAAGCAAAUGAUAAGUGUGGGGAUGUGAUGGGUUGGUAAAUUUCCAAAGCUUAACGUGUUUAAUUUUACUGAUUUGUGUGAAAUUGAGUUUUAGAAUACACUACUUUGAGAUGGUUUGUAUUUUGCAGGCCUUGAUAGGUUUAAGGUGUAUUUUGGAAGCUUUACGAGCUUUGGAAUGAAGGUAACAAGGAAAUGAUGCAUUUAGGAGCUUACCGGAGCUUAACCAAGUGCAUUUCGGUAACUACUUGAGAAAUGGGAAGCACAUGGAAGCAUAUGGAAGUAAUCGAGAGUGGUUUUGAGAAGAAUGGUGAAAACAUGGGAUGAGAACGCAAGUUACUUCAUUCGGGACGCAAUAGAGGGCGCAUAAAAGUGUGGAUUUCAGAGCAGGGACACAUAAUGUGUCCCUGAGGACACAUAAUGCGUCCCUCAUCAGUUACAAAUCGUAAAAAUCCCCCUUUUGACUAGGAAAAGUUAUCAUUCAAGGUAGUCUUGACACAUACGAAUUGGGGGGUUUUGCUAGGCGAUUUUGGGAGCUUUUUGAGAGAUUCUUGAAGAUUCAAUCCAUCCCUUAUCACAUUCCAUCACGUCUUGAAGAUCAAUCAUAAACCAUGAGUGGCUAAUUUCCCCAAGAUCAUCCCCGGGUGAAAGAUUGUGAGUUUCUAGGGUUUGUUUUUUCAUGUUUUGGUUUGAUAUAAACAUUUUGUAAUCUUUUGAUUGAAAUUGUGCGGAUUGAUUGUUAGUAUUGUUUUGAACUCGAAAUUGUUAAGAUUUUCUUGCAUCAUUGACAUUGAGAGAUGAUUACUA
Messenger RNA from Helianthus annuus (common sunflower), 4555 nucleotides. RefSeq lists its product as uncharacterized. The transcript is spliced from 2 exons. The record is from RefSeq and is a predicted model, not a curated record. Bases 483 to 2219 code for a protein of 578 amino acids. Lineage: Eukaryota; Viridiplantae; Streptophyta; Magnoliopsida; Asterales; Asteraceae.